Anastrepha ludens (Mexican fruit fly) is the source of this 1119-nucleotide messenger RNA. RefSeq names its product connectin-like. NCBI's taxonomy places the organism in Eukaryota, Metazoa, Arthropoda, Insecta, Diptera, Tephritidae. The record is from RefSeq and is a predicted model, not a curated record. The transcript is spliced from 2 exons. The coding region runs from base 1 to 1119 and encodes 372 amino acids.
AUGGUUGCUAAACACGAUGUGAUGUUGCGAAAAUAUUCCUGCUGGGUAACUGACUGCUGUGCUGGCGGUCAAAUGUUGGAGCAAGCGACAGCAAAACCAAAUACGAAAAAAUGCACAAACAACGCAGCUUCAAUGUGCGAGAGCAGCGAAAGUGAAAAUAAUUUCGUUUGUGAUUGCCGUCUCCGAUGGAUAUUUGAAUUGAAAAAUCGCACACGGUUCAUGCAGCUGCGUGACAUGCUCGAGGAUUUCGUUUGCACAUUGCAUGAUCCAAAAAUUUCCAACUUUAUUGAGCCCAUACCAAACCACAUUUUAGAUUUAUUGAAUAUCGGUUCUAGCUACAAUGGUGAAAACUUAGGUGGCAGCAACAUCGGGCGCAAGCGAUUCUCCAAGUCCCGUCAAAGUGGCACCCAGCGAAAAGUGAGCGGUAGUGGCAGCAAUGGACAACAUUUCGAACAAAUGCAACUAACAGCCGAUAAUGUGGAGGCUGGUGAAAGCAAUGCGGCUGCUAUUGCCAGCAUACCCGAAAAUAGCGCUCACAUUUUGACGCUAAGCAAACGGUCGAUUGCCGCCAAAGAAGAAGUAGUUGCAGCUGCCAGUAGCCAGUCGGAAAUGUAUAACGAUGCAAUCUUAGCCGCAUCCGACAUACCAAUCGUCGCUACCGCCAAUAUAAUUGGUGAAAAGAAAAAGAAAUCAAUAUCAUCGGUCAAUCUACGAGAUGAUUACUAUGACGAAACCACCGGCGUUGGUGGUAAUCCUGCGCAGCAAGUAGAACUAGGCGACGGUUUGGAUGCAUUUAAACAAAACGCCUUGUACAAUCAGCAAACCAAUGAUGUCAUCGGCAUGACCAGCUCAAACACCGAACAUACAGCCAGUAUUAAGCCACAGCCUUUGGGCAUUAAGGUACGCCUCUUCACACUCAAACCGGAGUAUUUGCCGUGUCACGAUGAGCUAAGCGAUCCCACAGAAUUGCCACUGUCGCGCGAUCUUAUGGAUGUACGUAGCAAUCAGGCGCAGAGCAAUAUGUCAUCCGGCGGAUAUGGCCUGACAAUGGCUACACGGACAUUUGGGGGUGUGGUGGCGUUAAUUUUACGGUUCAGCAGCAGACGGCGAAUCGGUUAA